Molecule: messenger RNA, 1123 nt
Organism: Halichondria panicea
Lineage: Eukaryota; Metazoa; Porifera; Demospongiae; Suberitida; Halichondriidae
Exons: 5
Coding region: 223-966 (247 amino acids)
Cellular component (GO): extracellular region
Source: RefSeq, a predicted model, not a curated record
ACAAGGGAAUUAUUGUAUGCUUGUUAAUUAUAAUUAUAGUCUUGAAGUUUAUCUGUUGUGCAUUUUAGUGAAAUGUGAUGGUAUGUAUGUAUACAGUGUAUAGAUAUUAUUUAUGCUCCACAAACCAUUGCAUUGCUGCAUGCAUUCACAGUGAUAGCUAAACUACUAAAUCUGAUCCUUGCAGCUCCAUUCACAGUGAUAGCUAAGCUACUAACUAUCAAGAUGUUGUCUGUUGCCCUCUCUCUCUGUCUCCUGUUUGCUGCAGUGUGUGGCCAGACUAAACUCUCUGGAGCAGACAAGCAAGAGCUACUGGAGGCACACAACCACUUCAGGAGCAAAGUCAACCCCAUUGCAACCAACAUGGAGAUGAUGGUUUGGAAUAACGAACUAGCUACAGUGGCCCAAACAUAUGCAGAGCAGUGUGUGUUUGAGCACAAUACUGACAGGGUGUCACAACAAAACACCUUCACUAGUGUGGGAGAAAAUAUUCUGCUCUCCCAAGAGAACCCAGUCAACAACUACACAGGACUGGUUGGCGAAUGGCAAAACCAGGGAGCUGAUUACGACUAUCCAAUGAAUACCUGUUCUGUAUCUGCAGUGUGCGGAGCUUAUACCCAGGUGGUGUGGGCUAAUUCGAACAAUGUCGGCUGUGGUGUGUAUCGCUGUAAUAAUAGUACGAUUGGUCUCUUACUCGUCUGCAACUAUGGACCAGCGGGCAACUUUAUUGGUCAGAGUCCCUUCAUGACAGGAAAUCAAUCGUGCUCUGCCUGCCCUCCGAAUAGCACCUACUGUGAGAGCAACCUGUGCACUGCUUCGCCUCCUACCCCCACCAUGGAUCCAACCACCACCAUGGUAACAGUUUCCAUGGAAUCGACUACCACAGACUCGUCUGCCAUCAUAACUGCUGGCCCCUCUAUAGUGGUCGUCAUGGCUGCAUUGUAUGCCACCCUCAAGCUAGUUAUGUGAACUUGUCAGUUGAACAUUUACAAAACAUUAAGUUAACUGUAUAGUAUUAUACAUGUUUAGGAUCUAGAAUACAGUGUUGAAGAUCAUUGUGAGACUUUUUAGGUGCCAAUAUCAUGUAGGUUGUGCCUUAUGGAGCUCCACUUGUUAAUAGUGUAGC